Molecule: messenger RNA, 1251 nt
Organism: Lachancea lanzarotensis
Lineage: Eukaryota; Fungi; Ascomycota; Saccharomycetes; Saccharomycetales; Saccharomycetaceae
Gene: HFL1
Product: LALA0S11e05248g1_1
Exons: 1
Coding region: 1-1251 (416 amino acids)
Biological process (GO): transport
Molecular function (GO): transporter activity
Source: RefSeq, a predicted model, not a curated record
AUGAACUACUACAUACCGCGAUGGUGGUUUAUAUUGUGUGUUUCUUCGUCGCUUCUGAGCGUCGGUACUUCUACGGUUUCGAUAGCCCAGCAAUUCCUAAAUUACCGGAAACCGUAUGAACAGAGAUUGGUGGUACGAAUUCAACUUAUGGUGCCGCUUUUCAGUACAACUUGUCUCCUGGCAUGUGUUAUACCGAGGAUAGCACAAAUUUGGAUUGACCCGGUGCGAGAAAUUUACGAAUCGUUUGUAAUCUACACGUUUUUCACGCUGUUGACGCUGAUUCUCGGUGGAGAACGCACAAUUAUUACCCAAUUGUCCAUGGGCAAGCCUCCAAUGCGACAUCCAAUUUUAGGACUGGGGCGAAUUUUACCUAAGAUCGACAUGUCCGACCCCAGCGAUUUUUUGAGCGUUAAACGUGGUAUUUUGCAGUAUGUGUGGUUUAAACCACUGUACUGCGCCGGGACCAUUCUGUGUAUGCAGAACAACUGGUAUCCAGAGUUUUGGAUGCCUUUUUGGACGAUUUCCUAUAACAUUUCUGCGAGUUUGUCGCUUUACAACCUCGCAUUAUUCUGGAAAUGUUUGUACGACGAGCUUCAAAAAUACAGUCCAUGGUCCAAAUUUCUGUGUGUCAAACUUAUCAUCUUUGCAUCAUAUUGGCAAGGGAUUAUAAUUGCUCUCAUGAACAAAUACGGUCUCAUUCCAAACCCGCCAAACAGUGUGGAUUACGGUUAUGUUUAUCAAAAUGCUGCGUUAUGCGUUGAAAUGAUAGGAUUCGCAAUUGGUCAUCUGAUUGCUUUCAAUUGGAGCGCCUAUAACUCAAAGAGUAUACCUGAGGGAGCGAGAAUGCGCACAAUUUACGCUCUCAGAGAUUGCUUUGGCUGUGGCGAUCUAAAAUGGGACUUCAAAAUAACAUUUUUUGGAAACCUUUACAAUUAUCGUCAUUUCAACUCUGCUGAAGCCGUCGUGGCUCAUAGGGACUCGCGAUCGCGGUUGGGGCGUUUACAAGCUGGAUUUAGGUAUUCAGAUGGAGGUCGAGGCAAUUACUGGGUCAAUAGCGUGGAAUCUUCAUCUCCAUCGCCAUCUGCUGCAUAUGGAAGUGUAGACGGCGAUGAGCCAUGGGUAGAUAUGGCCCGGGAUGGCUACAUACCUGAAGACCCCAAUUAUCCAGUUACAUGGGACAUAAAUUCAUACAAAUAUAGUAGAGAUAUGGAGGCUCUGCGACAGAAUACGAGACUGUCGUACGCUCCAUAA